GCGCGCAAGACUCUCCGCCAGCUGGCUUGUGUUUCGUCCGACGCCGACGCCGCCUCUUCAUAGAGGAAACGCCAGGAGCUGAAGCAAGAGCCUUCGCCUUACAGCCAGCCUUGCGCUUAACGGUCCGGGAAUUGAAGCCGUCGCCCUCGACUUGUUCGGCUAAUUCUGUGAAAAUGUCGCUGUACCCUUCCCUGGAGGAUUUGAAGGUGGACAAAGUAAUUCAGGCACAGACAUCUUUUGCUUCAAACCCAGCCAAUCCAGCAAUUUUAUCUGAAGCCUCAGCACCCACCCUUCAACAUGGAAACUUGUAUCCCAAACUGUAUCCUGAACUUGCCCAGUAUAUGGGUCUAAGCCUAAAUGAAGAAGAGAUACAAAGAAACAUGGCAAUGGUGCCUGCUGUAAAUUCUCAGGGGCUUGUUGCAAGCCCUUCUGCAAUGAAUUACAUGGUGGCUCCAGUAACUGGAAAUGAUGUUGGAGUUCGCAGAGCAGAAAUUAAGCAAGGAAUCCGUGAAGUAAUACUGUGUAAAGAUCAGGAUGGAAAAAUUGGACUUCGUCUUAAAUCAGUGGACAAUGGUAUUUUUGUCCAGUUGGUUCAGGCCAACUCUCCAUCAUCACUAGUUGGCCUGCGGUUUGGGGACCAGGUUCUGCAAAUUAGCGGUGAAAACUGUGCAGGUUGGAGCUCUGAUAAAGCCCACAAAAUUCUGAAGCAAGCACCUGGAGAGAGAAUUUCAAUGAUCAUCCGUGACAGGCCUUUUGAGCGAACUAUUACCAUGCACAAGGAUAGUACUGGGCAUGUUGGCUUUAUAUUCAAAAAUGGAAAGAUAACUUCAAUAGCAAAGGACAGCUCUGCUGCUAGAAAUGGACUUCUGACAGAACACAACAUCUGUGAAAUAAAUGGUCAGAAUGUAAUUGGCCUGAAGGAUGCCCAAAUUGCAGACAUACUAACAUCAGCUGGAAACGUGGUGACCAUCACUAUCAUGCCUUCUCAAAUUUUUGAACACAUAAUCAAGAGGAUGGCUUCAAGCAUUAUGAAAAACCUGAUGGAUCACACCAUCCCUGAAGUCUAGAAAUCUGUUUUUGGGUACAUCUGUAAUGAGAACUCCGCUAAACAUGGGCUAUUUAGUCUGCAACUUUUAUGUUCUGCACAUGAGCCUUUCUUUAAGCCCAAAGCAGAUAUACUGCCUUGAGUAUUUACAUUAUGAUGGCUGGGAAUGUCACAAUCCAACCUUGCUCAAACUUUGAAUUUUGUAGCCUUAUACUUGUCUGGCAAAAACCAGUAUAACACUUUUUCAUAGAGUUAUACUGUUUAAUUCAACACUUUAUAUAAGCCAUUGGAAUGAAAACUAAUGUGUCUUGUGUCUUUUGCUAUCUGUGAUCCAAGCACAUUGCUGCCCUUUGUACUUUUUCAGACGAAUUAGUUUUUUCUACUACCUUCUGCUAGGAAGGAUAUUUACAGUUAUGACUUGUAGUGCUUGUUAACUGCUGAUUUUAGUAACCAUGUUUACAAAGCAUGCCAGUUAAACUGAGCAUAACGUAUCAUUCCAUAGACAUUUUAAAUAGCACAGGUGAGCAUUUAGGUUUUGUCUUACUGCUGCUCUUUUACAAGUUGUUCUAAUGUGCUUAAAUUAUGUUGCCUUAACCAUAUUAAACAGAAAUAAAGUCUGAAAAACAAGGUUUUCAUUUUCUAACUAUACUGAUUAAGGUCCCUAAAUUUCUUUCCCCCUUCAAAAGCCAAUAAUUAGUAGUGGAAAGGGGGGGUGAGCUGUCAUGUUGAGGUGUGGAGCCUAGCUUGGAACAGUAUGUACAGUAACAUGAUUCAUUUUAGUUUUGAGAGAGUGUUACCUUAAUUUCUUGCCUUUCUGAAUUUUAUUAGUUUAUGUACAGCUAUUUGGCAACUGACAUUCUUUGAAGGCUGCUGCUCAAGACUCUAAAGCUUUCUACAAUGGUUGAAGUUGUUUACAUUGCUGGUCCCUAUUACACAGCCAUUUCAUUCUGCUGGUGAGGACUUUAGAAGGUAGGAUUGUAUAAACACAAAGGCCUUAACCCCCAUUUUUACAGGUAAUGAAUGCUGCUAUGUUCAUAUUAAAAAGUACUUCUCUACAUAAGGGAAUCCUGAUGCUUUAAAAGGAGCAUUAGAGCAGGGCUUGCAGAUGCAGUUGGACUAGCCAGCAGUCCACACCUACAGGGCCAAAGGCCAGGAAUGAUAGUUGUAGUCCAACAUCUGAAAUGGCAGUGGUUCAUGCUGUCUCUAGCAGCAAGGUUGCUAGUAAAGAGAUAUUUGUAAUGAGCAGGAUAACAUUCAGAGAUAGGAUACACUUAUUUUUUUGCUAAGGCCUGAGGUUUAUCCAUUUUGUGGAAAAUAUAGACAAAUAAUGUUAAGUAAAUUACUGCAGUUGCAAGUUAGAACCGCUUUGGUUACUGAAAAAUAAGUCUUUAUUUGACAAGCAUUUCAGGCAAUAAUAACAUUCAUAAGGAAAUACAAGUAAUAUUUGCAGCGUUCAACUAGGCAAUGGAGCUAGAGCUCUUUGAACUUCAGCAGGCAUUGCUACUUGUGAAGAAGGUCCUUUAAAAAGUUCACUUUAAAAUAUCCAUAUGAGUGAGAAGGCACUUUUUAGUAUUGCUGUUUCCAGAACAUGAUUUGUCUGUCUUCCCCUCCUGUGAUUAUGCUGCUGCAUCGUUCAUUCAUCCACAUACAUGUUACAGCACCUAGGAAAGAGACAUGUGUACAUCAGAUACUUGUUUCACUUACCAUUUAUUAUCCUCAUCUUUAAAUCUUGGUCUAAUUUUGUUAAUUCAUUGCUAGAUUUGACCAUAAUCAUCUAGAGCUGCACUACACACUAUUGCAGCUCUGCAUAUAUAUUAUCUUCAUAGGCCCUGAUCCAGAGACCAUCAGGUUGCACAUCAUUGCAACCAACUUUCAGGUGCCAUUUCAGAUUCUAGAGCAGGCAUCCCCAAACUUCGGCCCUCCAGAUGUUUUGGACUACAAUUCCCAUCUUCCCCGACCACUGGUCCUGCUAGCUAGGGAUCAUGGGAGUUGUAGGCCAAAACAUCUGGAGGGCCGCAGUUUGGGGAUGCCUGAGCUAGAGCCACAGCUAUACAUCCAAAUUUUGAUGAAUUCUGGCCUUUUGUUUCUCAGGCUGUUGCAAGGGAAAAUGAGCAAGCUCAGAUCUUAAUACUUCGCAUCAAGUUCUAAGGUAUAAAACAGAGCCCCAGGGUAUGAUACAUUCAAACACAUCCUAACCAGGAUCAGCAUAUUAAUAUCCCACUACUUAAAAUAUUUCAAAGUGUGCUUGCAGAUUUUUAAACAGUUGAGAAUUUCACACAUACCAGUAUGUCCUGCAAUUCUUUCUACUAUCUUCCCUCCAACAAUAUCCCAAACCAACAAUUCUCCUGACUGACUUCCUGAUAAGACGGUGUUGCCAUCCCAUUUGAAACAUCUGCAAAAAGCAAGUUGUUAGAUCACAACUGAGUCAGACAAUGCUACUCAACACCAACCCUCACCCUCGUUUUUAGCCAAGCAGUUUCUGUGUGCCCAAGGUCUAGAAAACAUUUUUUACCAAAAUAAUCAGUUUUCAAAUUACAUUUUGUAACCUACCCUGUGUCCAUUUGGUGAGGGGUAAACUGUAUUACUAUUUGUUCAUAAUUUGCUUUAGGUACCCAUGUACAGUAUAAGAAGGUUAAACCCAUUAUAAAUACACUUGGCUACUCAAGACUGCAAGUCAAAUUUUGAGUACUUGGAAGAUUCCAAAUGAGAAUACUUCAGCCUAUCCUGUGAGCACCACUGUCAGAAUAAGAAUUGUAGAGUUGGACGGGACCUUGAGGGUCAUCUAGUUAACCCCCUGCAAUGUAGGAAUCUCAACACACAGUUUCCCAUCCAAUCUGAAACAAUACUGGACAUACAUAUUAAACCCUUUGAGCAAAUGCUACACACAAAAUACAUUCUUAUAUAAGUAUCCAUGCAUGCAUAUGUGCGCACACCAUCACAUAAAGUGAUGUUUUUCACUAAACCAGGCAUCCCCAACCUGCGGCCCUCCAGAUGUUUUGGCCUACAACUCCCAUGAUCCCUAGCUAACUGGACCAGUGGUCAGGGAUGAUGGGAAUUGUAGUCCAAAACAUCUGGAGGGCCGAAGUUUGGGGAUGCCUGAUCUAAACAGACCAAUAUUGAUGGAAUUCAUUGGAAUAACUUGAUCUAACUCAGGAGCAGCCAACUCCUACCAUCCUUGUCUAUUGACCAUGCUGCCUGAGACUCAUGGAAGUCACACAGAAUCUGGAGGGUGUGCAUGUUGAUGGCCAUGGGCGUAGGCAGGGGGGCAGUUGCCCCCCCUAGAAGCAGGGCCGCUGGUGGCCAGCCUGCCCCGGUGCCGUCUCCCUUCUCCCUGGCUGGCUGUGGGGCGGGUGGAGGGAAAGCCCCAGAGCCGCGCAAAGCGUUUGGCUGGCUUUCCCUCCGCCCGCCCCACAGCCAGCCGACUAGAAGGGACGUCUCCCUUCUCCCUUGCUGGCUGUGGGGCGGGUGGAGGGAAAGCCAGCUUUCCCUCCACCCGCCCCGGCGAUCACGGAGGGGGUUGAGGGGAUCGGAACAGCCCGAUUUCGGGCUGAUCUUGGCGCCCCCUCGCCCCUGAACGACCAUGGCUUUCCUUGCCCCACUGUGGCCCCUCCCCCCCCGUGCCUUGGCCCCUUGCCCCUCCUAAUUUUGAUCCUGGCUACGUCCCUGUUGAUGGCUAUCCAUGAUUUUACAGAAAAUCCCUAUACGAAACAGCAGUGCAUUCCAAAACUUACCUUUGGGGUUCCUCCGAGCGCAUGGAAGAGAUGAUCAUUCCAGUUUGCACAUCUGUCACUUUAAAGUAGCCAUCUUCUCCUGUGCUUAGUAGGUGCCGGCUAUCUGUGAAACAAGGUAGCUGCUCUGGAUUAUUUAAGUCAACCCCACAAAAUACAUGCAGUCCAUUCCCAUGCAUAUUUAAAACGGGCCCCAUUAGGUUCUAUGGUUAGCUACUAGUGAGCAAAUCCCACUGCAUGGCAUAUAGGCUGUAAUGCCAAAACUCAACUCACAUGGUGCAACAGGAGGCUUGUUCAACUAGGACACUGAAUACAGAUACAAGCUGUCUUGACACAUGAACAACUGUUUACAGUAUAUGAGUGUACACUGAUUUGUACAGAUCAAUGGUUGUACACAAUAAAAUAGACUCUACACUUGAACAUUACAUUGUAAUAACUGAGUGUACAGUUCCUGUAUUGUGUUUACAGUUUCACUAACACUACACUUGCUCAAUGUUAUGUAUUAAUACCCUUUCUGUGUAGUCUUUAAAAUAGGCAGCUUUAUCAAUUACUUGUUUGCAUAAAGAACAAACCAUCUCCACCUAGGCAUCAGCAUAACUCCUCUGAAAAUAAUCUAAACUAGCAGAGUUUUAUUUUUAUUUUUAAACAACCAUAGGCAACUGUAAGGGUGUUUAUAAAUCCAACUUAGCUGGUGGUUUGCUUUACCAAAACAUCUCUACAUGACUUGGCAGAAAGGUUUUUUUAAGCAAACAAAAUUAUUUUAUGGAUUUCAUGUUUCAGGCCAACAAUGCAAUACAAAUUACUUAACACUAGGAUGUUUUAGUAGGCAAGCUACUACCAAUUUUCAUGGGUUACUUCAUUUCCGGUCUUUUGUACGACUGCAAAGUGAGGGUGGAUACACACUAAAAUUACAAAGCCCUGAUCAGAGGGGAGCAAGUUGGUUGCAAUCCUACACACACUUUACCUAGGAGUAAGCCCAACCAAACACACUGGAGCUUGCUUCUGAAUAAACAUGCAUAGGGUCACACUGGAUAUGUACAAAUUCAAUACGAAUGUAUUUGAAUUAUCUUGCAGCAGACUGAAGUAUUUUUCUUCACAAUGUAUAUAUUUUAGAAGACAUUAACAUAACAUACCGGGACUAAAAGCAGCAUCAGAGACAGUCCCUGAAUGGCAUGGAAGUUGAUGCAAGAUAGAAGCAGUAGUAACAUCCCAGAUACUAAUAGAUCCUUCUUUUGUUCCUGAUGCCAGCAGGGUAUAUGCAGCAUUCAAGUUGAUUGUAUUUACCUAGGUAAUUAAGCAUAUGUAUGCGAUGAUUAAAGAAGUAACAAGCACCAUGAAGCAAGAAAGGCACGUAAGCAAGCAUCUAAAGGGCAGCCAGUCAUGACUAGAGCACUUAAACAUUCAAGGCAAUAUGCACAGUGGCCUGGGUCCUAUAAACAGUCAAUGUAAUGGCUUUAUUGUAAUGUAUUUUUUAUCAUUUGAUUCUUAUUUUUUUGUAAGCUGCUUAAAGACUCUUGUAAUGAGAUGCUAACAAGUCAAAUAAAUAAAUCUUCUACACGGUC
This is a messenger RNA of Zootoca vivipara (common lizard), 6335 nucleotides long. RefSeq names its product syndecan binding protein (gene SDCBP). Gene Ontology annotation, cellular component: cytoplasm; plasma membrane. Gene Ontology annotation, molecular function: syndecan binding. NCBI's taxonomy places the organism in Eukaryota, Metazoa, Chordata, Lepidosauria, Squamata, Lacertidae. The record is from RefSeq and is a predicted model, not a curated record. Gene Ontology annotation, biological process: positive regulation of transforming growth factor beta receptor signaling pathway.